CAAGACAAGUCAAGUCAAGGCAAACAGCUAAAGAAGAGAUACAAAGGGAGUAUUCAAAUUCUGCUUUAUAGGCCCAUUCCAAAAAUAUCCACUUGGUAUUUGAUUAAGUCCACCACCAACGCUAGCAUCUGAUAUGGAUUCACCGCCAAUCUUCCAAAACACCAUCCUCACCACUCCACCUCUACUUCAACAAGAUACAAUUACUAGCCAUCUAAAUAAGAGCAAGAAAUUCAAUUGGGUUGGUUGGUUUGAGUAUGAAAAAAGAAGCAGAGGGGACAUAUGGGUCAGAUGGGUUUCAAGUGGAAUUUGGAUAGAGUUUGUGUCUGAGAAUGGAAAAGGAUAAUCCCAACCCAACACAACCCAUAAAAAGGGAAUUCCGGAAAAUCCCAACAAGAAUGGAAAGGGAUCAAGAAUCAUACGAUAGUAAAUUCGUAUUGGAGAAAGCAAGUGCGUACGCAUAUAUCCCCACGCUUUGUACCAUCCACAAUACUUUCCUGUUUACCCUAGUCGUGUUAAAUGGUUUCGAUGCUUUGUGCUUGUCUGCUACACGGUCGAAAAUUUUCCAGAUUUUUCUUCAUAGGGUGGCGUUAUUGAGGGAAUUGGGUUGGUGGGUUGUGGGCUGUUUCUUCAAUUGGUUGGUGGGACUUGUGAAUUUGGUUAGUUUUCAUUCAUACAUAGGAGAUAAUUUAUUUGAGGGUAUGCAGCAAUUUUAGGGUUCUGAUUGAUUAGUUAAGAGUGGUGGGUCGGUUUGAAUGAUGUUCCAUGUUCAAGCUGCUUCAAGAAAUCACUGUGCUCUCCUCGCAGUUGUGUGCGGCAAAAUCCCUGUUUCUGAGGAUCAACAACAGCACCCAUAUCCCUUCCCGGAACUUGUUUCUUCCGGCCGCCUUGAGGUUCAGAUUCUGAAAAAUCCUAGUAUCCAUGAGUUUCAACGGUCACUUGAAUCGUUGGAGCCAAAUUUCCUUUACUUGCAAGGGGAGCAGCUUCCGGGUAGUGAAGAAAUAGGAUCUCUGACACGGGGAGGGGUGGACUUGUCCUCUGCAGAGGCGUUAGUUGAACUCUUUGGUCCCACAUUGCCCACAACUGUUUAUCUAGAGACCCCAAAUGGUGAAAAAUUAGCAAAGGCACUUCAUUCUAAGGGUGUUUCUUAUGUAAUAUAUUGGAAAAAUGCAUUUUCUUGCUAUGCAGCUUGUCAUUUUCGUCAAGCACUGUUCUCUGUGGUGCAAAGUUCAUGCAGCCAUACGUGGGAUGCAUUCCAGCUUGCCCAUGCAUCCUUUAGGCUCUAUUGUGUGCAAAACAACACUGUACCUUCCAACAACCAGAAAGUUAGUGGUAAGCUUGGACCCUGCCUUCUUGGAGACCCUCCCAAGAUUAAUGUUGUUCCUCCUGAGGUUGACGAGGAGGAAAGCUUGCCUGAAACUCUUCCUGUUAUAAAGAUAUAUGAUGCUGAUGUGAGCAUGAGGUUUCUUGUUUGUGGAGCACCAAGCACAUCGGAUGCAUGUUUACUGGGAUCUUUGGAGGAUGGCCUCAAUGCCCUCCUGUGCAUUGAAAUUCGCGGGAGUAAACUUCAUAAUCGUGUGAGUGCUCCACCACCACCUCUACAAGCAGGGACAUUUUCUCGUGGCGUAGUGACCAUGCGAUGCGACUUAUCAACCUGUAGUUCUGCCCAUAUAUCACUUUUAGUGUCUGGUAGUGCCCAGACUUGUUUAAAUGAUCAGCUGUUGGAGAGUUAUAUCAAGAAUGAGCUUAUUGAGAAGAGUCAGUUAGUCCAUGCAGUACCCAGCUGUGAGGAAAGCAAAUUGUCUUCAUCUGAGCCUCGGAGGUCUGCAUCAAUAGCUUGUGGGGCUAGUGUAUUUGAAGUUCGUAUGAAGGUUCCAACAUGGGCUUCACAGGUUUUGAGGCAGCUAGCACCAGAUGUAUCUUAUCGCAGCUUAGUCACCCUGGGAAUAGCUAGCAUUCAAGGUUUAUCUGUUGCUUCCUUUGAAAAAGAUGAUGCUGACCGCCUCCUCUUCUUUUGUACAAGGCAUGCCAAACAACUCAAUCAAAACAAUUCUAUUCUUCCUAGGCCUCCUAGCUGGUUAAUAGCUCCUCCAGCUAGUCGGAAAAGGUCUGAGCCAUGCCAUGAAACCAAACCAUCUGGAUAUAAAGUCUUGGGAGGUGUAAAUGGAGGUGUUCUUCGACAGAAACCAAAGAUUGCUGCAAUGAGGCCAAUUCCCCACACUCGCAAUCAUAAAAUGCUGCCUUUUUCUGGAAUUUCUGAGGCCAGCAGGUGUGAUGGAGACCAAGCAAAGGGUAACUUGUCAGUUGUUCCAGCAAAGCACAAUGGCACCACACCUGUCGCACAUCGCAAAUUGUUGUCAAGCUCUUUCCAGGCCCAGCAGAUUAUUUCUUUGAACCCUCUACCUCUAAAGAAGCACGGUUGUGGCAGAUCACCAAUUCAGAUUUGCUCAGAAGAGGAAUUUCUCAGGGAUGUAAUGCAAUUUUUGAUUCUCCGAGGGCAUACCCGCCUUGUCCCUCAAGGGGGGCUGGCUGAAUUCCCUGAUGCUAUACUUAAUGCAAAACGCCUUGACCUUUACAACUUGUAUAGAGAGGUGGUUUCAAGGGGAGGCUUCCAUGUAGGGAAUGGCAUCAACUGGAAAGGACAAGUUUUCUCAAAGAUGCGAAAUCACACAUUGACCAAUAGAAUGACAGGUGUUGGGAAUACUCUAAAAAGACAUUAUGAAACCUAUCUUUUAGAAUAUGAAUUAGCCCAUGAUGAUGUAGAUGGGGAAUGCUGCUUGUUGUGUCACAGUAGUGCAGCAGGUGACUGGGUGAAUUGUGGAAUAUGUGGUGAAUGGGCUCAUUUUGGUUGUGAUCGGCGCCAGGGUCUUGGUGCCUUCAAGGACUAUGCAAAAACAGAUGGGCUGGAAUACAUUUGUCCCCACUGCAGCAUAACAAAUUUCCAGAAGAAGUCUCAGAAAACUGCAAACGGAUAUUAGCAAGUCUUGACCGUCCUACGAGCUAGUUUUUUUCCCCUUUUUUUGCUUCUUUUUUUAUGCAUAAAAGAGAGGCAGGGUUAGGAUUGCAUUAUUGUACUGGACUACCAUUGUUGUUCUUUUAUCAUAGCUCUUAACAAAAGGGGGAAAACAGCCCCCAAUCUAUGUAUUAAAGAGGAAAUGAUGAGUAAAAUUAAUUGUAGAAGUCUUUUUAGCAUUUUUCACUCAAUUUAACUGGGUGGUUCUGUCAAAGGUUAUGUAAAAGUCUUUUUAGCCUUCAA
This is a messenger RNA of Vitis riparia (riverbank grape), 3253 nucleotides long. Its product is annotated as AT-rich interactive domain-containing protein 4. NCBI's taxonomy places the organism in Eukaryota, Viridiplantae, Streptophyta, Magnoliopsida, Vitales, Vitaceae. The transcript is spliced from 16 exons. The record is from RefSeq and is a predicted model, not a curated record. The coding region runs from base 753 to 2975 and encodes 740 amino acids. Gene Ontology annotation, molecular function: DNA binding.